GGCCCGUGCUGUUCUACUAGUAUUACAGUGCCACCACGGCCGCUUCUUUGGUUUUCUGGCGGGUGUCUUUCUUAUUUGUUGACUAGAGUGGGAUAUUAAUCGUAUCGCAGUGUAAACUGCCACAGAACCUGCAAUUUGGGCAAUCGUAAGAAAAUGCCUUUGUUCAGCCCAGCGAUCUCAAAAAAAAAGCCUAUCCCACAGGUGAAGGGAGGACCCCGCAGCAAGAACCUACCCUUAGCUGAACCGUCAAAUGAUGAUGAUGAUGACGAUGAUGAUUGCGAAGAAGAUGGUGAUGAUACAGAUGAUGAUGAUGAUGACGGCGCAGAUUUUGAUGAGGAUCUCGAUGAGAUAGACGAAGAUGUUAGCCUUGACGAUGAGGAUGAAUCAGAUGACGGGGUUGACGAACAGCCGGUGCCGAAAAAGCAGAAGCUCAAUGGGGCCGGCAAAGCCAAAGCUAAGGCUAAAACUCCAAAGCAAGAGGAUUUAAAACACGAGAAGGACAAACCCGGUAAAAAGAAGGACGGGAACAAAGUUGACGAGAAAAAUAAAGAAGCAAAAAAGUCCAAGGAAGCCACUGAUUUGCUUAAGAAGGAAAAAGACAAACAGCCCGUAGAAGAUCGAGCCGCUGCUGUCGGGCCACUGACCGAAGUAGAAACUAAAAUGUUUGCCGACAACUUCCGUGCAAUGUCUGCCACAUCAAUUUUUGUAGGCAAGUUGCCUGAAGAUGCUACUGAAGAAGAGCUGAAGAAAUUGCACCCGGCAAUUCGCGUCGUCCGCCGUCCUGUUACCCGCAAAGGUCUUCCCAGAACAUUCGCUUUCCUUAACUUUCCAAAUAAAGAAACAGCAGACCGCGCUCUCAAAGAGAUUAACUCCAAAGGUCCAGUAAAAAUCCGUGGCCAGGAGGUUCUCGUCAGUGAAAACGGCAAUGGCCAGUGUCAUCCACCGGGACUUGUCGACCGGCGCAAGCUGAAAAUUUACGGGUGCCCUAAGCACGUAUCAAAGGAGGAAAUCCAGAAGAAAAUGGGAUGUGUAGAUGUUCUUCUAAGUGAACGAGACAAGGGUCACGCCAUCGAAGCUGUCGCAAUCUAUCGAACUUCAGCUGAUGCCAAAAAGGUUCUUGCCUCUCACCAGACUGUGACGUUGAACGAGGCGAUCUGCGCUAUAUUCUACCUGAACAUCUCGCACAACGUCAAGCAACACGAGAGGAAAAAGGAUCGCAAACAGGCCAUUAAAAAAGAAGUAAAAGAACGGAAGGCCCGGGCCAAGGCUCGAGUUGCCGAGGCCCAGGAUGACCUAGAUGAUGAAAAUGAUGAUGAAGAUGGAAAUGACGGAGGUGAUUCGGUUGAGGUUGAAACGAGUAACCCCCAAAAGCCGCCGAAGAAGUCCGCGGUUAAGCAGACUAGUAUUGAAGGUACCAAUAAGAAACUGAAGCGCUCAGCACCGCAGGACACCGAUGACGAAGAAAGCGAAAAUGAGGAAGACAACGACGGUGAUGAUGUAGAAGAGGCGCCACCGGUGCCCAAAAAAAAGAGCAUGAAAAAGGUGUCUAUGAAGACACCACAAAGGACUCUCUCAAAAGAGCCCAUGCAAAAAAAGUCACCUCGUAAGGGAACUCCGUUCAAGCACAAUGGCUUGGCGAGUAAAUCACCAGCAAAAAAGAUAAAAGUCUGAAACUCUCUUCGAUUAGUUAAAACACGGAAGUCCAGCCGCCAUCUUUAUAUACGUUAAGAAACACCACUUAGAAAAAAAAAAACUAUGGUUGUUUGGCUAAUCGUUCUGACAUUACAAGUUAUCUGUAAUAACACACGAGUCAUACAUCCAUGCACAAGAAUACCCACAAAUACAAACAUAACUAUUUUUCUUGUUUUUGAAUAUGUACAAACUUGUCUUGAGCAUGUGACACGUCAGAGUUUUAUUUGGUGGUAGAGCGACUGCUAUGGUCAGUGAGUUUGAGCUAUUCACGAGGCGUCGGCGUGUGACGUGCAGACUCAUGCUGCAGCUGCGGGUUUUCAUUUUGUAUCUAUCACAUUUUUUAGUGAAGUUUGCAUAAUAAGGAAAAUCAUGUUGAUUCAUUUCAAUGCGAACGAUAACAGAGCAGAACAUUUUCGGUGUUAAUCUGAAUUUUUGAUUAUCCGAUGGGAAUUUCCAAUCUUCUACUUCUAUAUGCAUUGGUUUAGGCAGAGAAUUCGUCAUUGAAUUAGUCCUUUAGAUAGUAAUUUCACUUUUAGUUGAAUUUUUCCUUUUGUUGCUACAUCAUGCUAUUUGAUUGCAGAAAUAUAACAUAAAUAAAAUGAUCGGUAGUCAAGAAAGGAAUAAAAGUUCAUCAACACUCAAAAACGCAUACCUACAUUAUGAUCGUUGUAAUGUACAUAAAGUGUCUCUUCGUAUCUCGUUAACAGAGGAAUAAAGCCGGAGAAGAUUGUUCGAUGAUGCUCUCCAAAGGUG
Molecule: messenger RNA, 2445 nt
Organism: Varroa destructor (honeybee mite)
Lineage: Eukaryota; Metazoa; Arthropoda; Arachnida; Mesostigmata; Varroidae
Molecular function (GO): RNA binding
Source: RefSeq, a predicted model, not a curated record